Messenger RNA from Salvia miltiorrhiza (redroot sage), 1108 nucleotides. RefSeq lists its product as uncharacterized. The record is from RefSeq and is a predicted model, not a curated record. The transcript has 2 exons. Lineage: Eukaryota; Viridiplantae; Streptophyta; Magnoliopsida; Lamiales; Lamiaceae. Bases 95 to 1063 code for a protein of 322 amino acids.
UAAUCGCGGUCGCACCCAUAAGCACUCUCCACAUAUAGCAAGCUUAAAAAUCAUAUCUUUUCAUUCCCUUCUUGAGUGAAAAUGCUUGAAAUAAAUGAAGAUUGAGAGCCUUCAUCUUCUCAAUAAAAUAGGGAGGAGCCAGAGAAUAAUGUUGAUAAUGAACCAAGACGAAGGAUUUCACCGGCGAUGGGAGCUGCGGAGGGGCAACGUUGAUGAAGACUCUUCAAGCGAUGACGAUGAAGGAUCAAAAAAGAUAGUCACCGAUUUGGUCUUGUUUGAAAACGACGAAGCAUGUAAUGAUGAUGAUACACGAAGCCACGACCAUGUUGAUGAGAAGCUUCAUAUCCCUAGUGGCAUUGGCACCAAGAAUGUGAAAGCUGAUGAGGAAAAGAAGCUAAAACCGAGCAAGAAGAAGAGAGUGGCGACGAAGAAGAAAUUACACAGAGUCAACGAGAAGAAGAUGUCGAAGGAUCUAAAGAUCUUUGCGGAUUCUCUUGUUCGUGAGCUUGCAGCCGCGCAGGAGAGCAUGUUUGCACGGAUGCGCGAUGAGAUGAGAGAGUUGGUAGCUUCUGAAUCAAAUAAGAAGAAUGGAAGACGUUUAGAGAAGAAGGUGUGUGCGAAGAUUGGAACAUCUCAUCUUCAAGAUCAGAGAAAUAGUAUCAAUUUGAUCAAUGAUCACUUUCCCUUUAUGGAUAGUCACUCAUCAUCAGCAUCUAGGGUUGAAUUUUGCAAGUUGAUGGCUCAAGAAAAGAGUUUGUCUCAUAGAUUUGCUGAAUUGAAGCAGCACGAGCAAUAUGGGGGAUUUUCUCUUAACUAUCACAAAGCUUGGGGUUUAUACGGUGAAAGCCGUGGAAUCGGGUUCCCGGCCCCCCUCCAUCAAGGGACGGUCAAUGGUUCGAGUAGGUCGAGCUUGUCGUUCCUGACUGACAAGGGAAUACCCGUCUCUAGGUUUCCUAGUACUAUUCGAGCAUCGUCAGAACGAAUGGUAGGAAAUGUCCUUAUUAGUAGUGUGUCUCGCUUCACUGAGGGAGAAUUCAAACAAGCUCUCAAGGGUACAAAGUGAAGUUGUGACAAUUAUUGGCAUCACUUGAUGUAACUUCCAAUUGCU